This is a messenger RNA of Rhizophagus irregularis DAOM 181602=DAOM 197198, 471 nucleotides long. RefSeq lists its product as uncharacterized. NCBI's taxonomy places the organism in Eukaryota, Fungi, Glomeromycota, Glomeromycetes, Glomerales, Glomeraceae. The record is from RefSeq and is a predicted model, not a curated record.
AUGAGUCAAAAUACUUUACAAAAUAAUCAAAGUGAUCCCACUUUUACUGAAUUCAGUAAUUUGCAAUCUACUGUUAUUCAACCAGAACAUUCUUCUUCAAAUACUAAUUAUAAUGAUAUGAAUUUCAUCCCUUCUGAUAAUAUUUCCCCAUCAUUUUAUACAAACACCAAUAACUCCGAACAACAACCUACUUCUAAUGAAUAUACUGCUUCAACUUUAACUUCACCUCUAUCGUAUGAUCCGCAGUAUGUUAGUCCAGCUGAGCAUCCUAUUAGUCCCCAGCAGUCUAUUGAGAAUAUUCCUCUAUUUAACAUGACUAGUAUUAAUCCUUCUCAAUCUGAAAUCCUUAGUUUUGUUAUCCCUGGGUAUACAGUUAUCUUCAUACCAACUCCUUCUCAACAGGAAAAUACUUAUUUAAAUUAUUCUUCUUCAAAUACCACGAACACCCAAUUUACUCAAUUUCAACAAUAA